ACAAAGAGAAGGCGAAAAAAUUUUAAAGCAAUGGUGCAGCAGGUGACGACGCAGCGAACAGAACGCAAGAAGUGUUGCAGGCAACAAGAAGAGCACAAAAACAAGUAACUGCAGUUUCUUCACCCAGAGAAGAUAUCAGAAGCAAAAUGACGGACGAGUUCAUAAACAGGAGCUUUAUUACUGGCGAUUCAACGGACGUAGCUGGUGGUGCAACGGUUGGAUCGGGUGUAUUGACACUAUGGAUUUUUUCAGUAGUACCCGAAAUCGUGUGGCGCGCUAUGCCAGGGAGUACAACAUGAAUCAUAAGAAUCGGGGAUUGGCCCUAAUAUUCAAUCAUGAGUUUUUCAAGAUACCCACGCUGCAGACUCGCUUGGGCACCAACGUGGACGCGGAGGAGCUAAGCAAGACUUUCAAGAAAUUAGGUUUCGAUGUCACGGUGCACAAGGACUGCAAGUGGCAGAAGAUUCGCGAAAACGUGGAGAAGGCAGCCGCGCAGGACCAGACGGACAAUGACUGCCUGGCCAUUGCCAUCUUGUCACACGGCGAGCAUGGCUGCAUUUAUGCCAACGACAUUCAGUACAAGCUGGACCUAAUCCUCCACUAUUUCACUGCCAAGAUGUGCCCCACGCUAGCGGGCAAGCCGAAGCUCUUUUUCAUACAAGCCUGCCAAGGUUAUCUCGUGGACGGGGGCAUGAUGUGGAAUAAGUGCCGGACUGAAACUGAUGGGGACUCGUCUAUGAGCUACAAAAUACCCGUCCAUGCAGACUUCCUCAUCUCCUACUCGACGAUUCCAGGCUACACUUCCUGGCGUAAUAUAGACAAUGGCUCGUGGUACAUCCAGUCACUUAUCGAGGAGCUGAACAGCAAUGGCAAGACGGACGACCUGCUCACAAUGCUCACUUUUGUCAGUCAGCGCGUGGCCAUCGACUUUGAGUCGAACAUGCCGGACAACCCAAUAAAGGAUGGUCAGAAGCAGAUACCGUGCUUCACCUCCAUGCUGACGCGCAUGCUGCACUUCGGCUACAAACCAAACAGAACGGAAUAAGCCCUCGCGCACAAUAUAGCUGAAAGAGAAGUCGAUGAAAGCGUUGAAGCAUAACUUACAAAUUUUUACAAAUUUUCAUAUAUUUUAAUUAAAUUUGAUCUGAAAUGAUCUAAAAUUAUAACCAUUUUAAAGAGAUAUUAAUGCACAACAUUUAUCAGCAAUUCGCAUCAAUAAAUUGCCUUAACU
Molecule: messenger RNA, 1231 nt
Organism: Drosophila miranda
Lineage: Eukaryota; Metazoa; Arthropoda; Insecta; Diptera; Drosophilidae
Product: caspase-1-like
Exons: 3
Coding region: 239-1045 (268 amino acids)
Biological process (GO): apoptotic process; proteolysis
Cellular component (GO): cytoplasm
Source: RefSeq, a predicted model, not a curated record